CUGCCGAGAAGGCUCAUUUGCACGUCGACAUGUGUUUAUGGAGGAAAGGCAACGGUAGAUGCUGUAGAAGUGUAAAUAGAACAGGGAGAUGACUCCAGUGAGAGAGUCCUCCACACUUUCUCCAGACCCCUAAAAUCGUUGAUUCAGAUUUCGAACCCUAGUUGUUAUAUUUCUGAUUAUUCUAUAUCUAAGUUGGGUUGAUUUCGUUGUUAGUUACUGCAAUUUUUUAGUCUCGGAAGUUCAGCAUCAUGGACAUCGAACAAAAGCAAGAAGAACUCAUCGAGCACUUCGUUAAUCAAGCAUCUACCUUUCAGGGUUCAUCUCUCGCCACCGUCAUCAUUGCAGCCACUUCACAUCCUUCACUCUUUGCGUUCUCCGAGAUUCUUUCCGUACCUAACGUUAUUGAGCUUCAAGGCACAGAGCAUUCCAUUUACCUUGAUUUGCUUCGGAUGUUUGCUCAUGGAACAUGGAGUGAAUAUAAGAGUAGUGCCAGUAUUCUUCCACCAUUUGCGCCUGAUCAGGUCCUCAAGUUAAAACAACUUACUGUGCUCACACUAGCUGAGACAAACAAGUUCAUGGGUCUUUUUCAGGUACUCCCGUAUGAUGUGCUAAUGCAGGAAUUGGAUGUUGUAAAUGUCCGUGAGCUUGAAGAUUUUCUGAUCAAUGAAUGCAUGUAUGUGGGUAUUGUUAGGGGCAAGCUGGACCAAUUUCGAAGAUGUUUUCAGGUGCAAUUUGCGGCAGGGAGGGAUCUAAGGCCUGGACAAUUGGGGAGCAUGAUACACACAUUAUCAAACUGGUUAAGUACAUCAGAUAAUUUACUUAUCUCGAUUCAAGAGAAGAUUAAAUGGGCCGACACCAUGAGUGAUCUGGACAAGAAGCAUAAAAAAGAAGCUGAUGAAAGGAUGGAAGAAGUGAAAAAGGCACUCUCCCUCAAGAAGUUACAAACUGUGAGCAGGCCGACAUUGACUUCCGAGGGCACGAGGAGAUGUUCUCUGAACUUGGUGGAGUGAUGGACUACGACGAAGACCGAAUCCGACCUAAGAGGCGACGACAUCCAUUGGGUUGAGGAGGGCUGGUGUGUGAUUCGAUGAUCACGGAAUGGGGAUUGUUGCAGACACUAGCUCGUUUUCUCAACAGCAUUACGAAAGAUGAUCCACCUGGUUCCCAAGAGCGAGAGAUGAACAUCUUUGAAUUUGUGAGCAUUCGACUUGUAACGAUUAUGAAUUCUAAUGUUUGAGGUUGUGAAUGAUUGAUUUUUUGGGAUAGUUUUGGUGUCCAAUUGUAUUUGAUUACAUUCUCAUUCUUGUUAUUGUUAUUGUUAUAUGUAUGUACGAUUGUUGGCAAGAAUAGUGUAUAUGCCCAUAUGGCAUUUGUGUCGAUUGUUUUUUGGUGCCAGCAUAUGCUUGUCUCAUAAGGUGUUACUUUACAUUGGAUAAUGAUGAAGAGCAAUAUAUAUUUUGGUUGA
This is a messenger RNA of Cynara cardunculus var. scolymus (artichoke), 1465 nucleotides long. Its product is annotated as COP9 signalosome complex subunit 7-like. The coding region runs from base 249 to 1010 and encodes 253 amino acids. NCBI's taxonomy places the organism in Eukaryota, Viridiplantae, Streptophyta, Magnoliopsida, Asterales, Asteraceae. The record is from RefSeq and is a predicted model, not a curated record. The transcript has 9 exons. Gene Ontology annotation, cellular component: COP9 signalosome.